Metarhizium acridum CQMa 102 is the source of this 1431-nucleotide messenger RNA. NCBI's taxonomy places the organism in Eukaryota, Fungi, Ascomycota, Sordariomycetes, Hypocreales, Clavicipitaceae. The record is from RefSeq and is a predicted model, not a curated record.
AUGUCCGUCUUCUUCAAGAAUAUCUCAAAAGACAAUCCUGUCAAGCCCGUUAAAACUGUACGAGGGAAAACCCCUACUAUCGUGAUGUAUCUUCUUCAGCUGGCUGACGAUCAUCCGCGGUUUAUAGGAUCAGGGCCUAAGAAGUAUCUACGAGAGAACGUGCGUCUUCCAGGACCGGGUGAGCAGGAUUUCGGCAAUGCCUGGGUAUACCGCUUCCGAUUCCAAGGCGAGAACUACCCCAAAGGCGGCAACGUCUCACUAAAGGGCAAGACUGUCUGUGUCAAAGACUGCAUCUCAGUCGCCGGGGUGCCUCUAAGUUUUGGAAGCAAUGCCUUCCCGGCGUGGACACCGGAGGCUGAUGCCACCAUCAUCACCAGAGUGUUAGACGCUGGGGCGGAUGCCGCAGGCACAGCAACAUGCGAGAACUUUUGCAACUCGGCAGCGUCAUUCACCAGUGCACAGGGUAUUAUCCAUAAAUCUUACCAGACUGGAUACUCGGCAGGCGGCAGCACCUCCGGCGGCGCGGCACUAGUCGGCUCUGGAAGUGUUGAUAUCGCCCUCGGCACCAAUCAGGGCGGGAGCAUCAGGGUUCCGGCCUCAUUCUGCGAAUGUGUCGGGCUGAAACCAGCCCAUGGUCUGGUGCCUUUCACCGGCAUAGCCAGCUGUGAUCCUAUUGAUGACCAUGCCGGACCAAUCUGCAAGUCCGUAAUGGAGACGGCAAUGACCGGUCUCUUGGCGCUGGCCAACAUGGCUCUUUUGGAUUUUCCGCGUCACUUUAACAGAGUACGAGAUCAGGUUCUGGCGGCGGCAGAAAAACUCGCACGUCUUGGGGCUGUUUUAGAGGACGUUUCUAUUCCGCUCCAUCUGCAGGGACCGGCCGUAUGGACAAUUCAGCGGCGUGUUUCCGGUUCCUCGGGUCUCCUGGGCGGUGCUACAGGUCGAAGAAGUCUGGGAUUAACCGGGUUGGAGACGGCACGGCUGCCUUGGAGUAACUCAAACUUCCAGAAGCUCUUCCCGUCAACAAAGAAUACUCUGAUCAACGGACUCUACCUAUCUGCCAAAUUUCCUGGCCUGUAUAGAAAAACGCUCAAUAUUGGCCGUCAGAUACGCGACGAGUACCAGUGCGCCUUUGACAAAUACGACGUCAUUAUCUUGCCCACAACGCCAUUCGUUGCGCCGCGGCAUGCGGACUGGAAAACAGUCCUCGAGUCCUUUGAGCCCACUAUUGGUUUGACCACCAAGACGGCUGUGCUUAAUGUCACAGGACAUCCGGCCAUGUCGAUUCCUGUCGGGUUUCUUUCCUCUGCGGACGAUCAAAAUGUUCGACUGCCAGUCGGCAUGCAGAUCGAUGGCAGGAGAAGAAGGUGCUCAUGGUUGGACAUGCCUGAGAGACAGAUUUUGACUGGCGCAACUUCUCCGGAGGACAAUUGA